AGGCCAGAAGGAAGUCUAGUGUUGAUGAUGGCUGUGUUGCUGAAAGGCCUGUAAUUGGGGUCCCUGGCCAGAUGCUGGUCGGCCCUUAAUGUUCUCUUCUCGAGCCCGUCACGGCGCACUCAGGGUGAGACUGUCACAGCGACUCCCUGCUCGCCGCCAUGCACGACGCCUUUGAACCGGUGCCGAUCCUAGAAAAGCUGCCUCUGCAGAUCGACUGUUUGGCUGCCUGGGAGGAAUGGCUUCUUGUUGGAACCAAACAAGGACACCUUCUUCUCUAUAGGAUUCGGAAGGACGUUGUGCCAGCAGACGUGGCAGCACCUGAAAGUGGCAGCUGCAACAGGUUUGAAGUGACACUAGAGAAAUCCAAUAAGAACUUCUCCAAAAAGAUUCAGCAGAUCCAUGUGGUUUCCCAGUUUAAGAUUCUAGUCAGCUUGUUAGAAAAUAAUAUUUAUGUCCAUGACCUACUGACAUUUCAACAAAUCACUACGGUUUCAAAGGCGAAGGGAGCGUCUCUGUUCACGUGUGACCUCCAGCACUCGGAGACUGGCGAGGAGGUGUUACGGAUGUGUGUAGCUGUGAAAAAGAAGCUGCAGCUCUAUUUCUGGAAGGACAGGGAGUUUCAUGAAUUGCAGGGGGACUUUAGUGUACCAGAUGUGCCCAAGUCCAUGGCAUGGUGUGAAAAUUCUAUCUGUGUGGGUUUCAAGAGAGACUACUACCUGAUAAGGGUGGAUGGAAAGGGGGCUAUCAAAGAGCUCUUUCCAACAGGAAAACAGUUGGAGCCCUUGGUUGCACCCCUGGCAGACGGAAAAGUGGCCGUGGGCCAGGACGAUCUCACCGUGGUGCUCAACGAGGAGGGGAUCUGCACGCAGAAGUGUGCCCUGAACUGGACAGAUAUACCAGUGGCCAUGGAGCACCAGCCUCCCUACAUCAUUGCAGUGUUGCCACGAUACGUGGAAAUCCGAACACUCGAGCCGAGGCUUCUGGUCCAGAGCAUUGAAUUGCAAAGGCCCCGUUUCAUCACCUCAGGAGGAUCAAACAUUAUCUAUGUGGCCAGCAAUCACUUUGUUUGGAGACUUAUUCCUGUCCCCAUGGCAACCCAAAUCCAACAGCUGCUCCAGGACAAACAGUUUGAAUUGGCUCUGCAGCUUGCCGAAAUGAAAGAUGAUUCCGACAGCGAAAAGCAACAACAGAUCCAUCAUAUCAAGAACUUGUAUGCCUUCAACCUCUUCUGCCAGAAGCGUUUUGAUGAGUCCAUGCAGGUCUUCGCUAAGCUUGGCACAGAUCCUACCCAUGUGAUGGGCCUGUACCCAGACCUGCUGCCCACAGACUAUAGGAAGCAGCUGCAGUAUCCAAACCCCCUGCCCUCGCUCUCCGCGGCUGAAUUGGAGAAGGCUCACUUAGCUCUGAUUGACUACCUGACACAGAAACGAAGCCAGUUGGUGAAGAAGCUGAAUGACUCUGACCACCAGUCCAGCACGUCCCCGCUCAUGGAGGGCACUCCCACCAUCAAGUCCAAGAAGAAGCUGUUGCAAAUCAUCGACACCACCCUGCUCAAGUGCUACCUCCACACAAAUGUGGCCCUGGUCGCCCCACUGCUGCGCCUGGAGAACAAUCACUGCCACAUCGAAGAGAGUGAGCACGUGCUGAAGAAGGCUCACAAGUACAGCGAGCUGAUAAUCCUGUACGAGAAGAAGGGGCUCCAUGAGAAAGCUCUGCAGGUGCUGGUGGACCAGUCCAAGAAAGCCAACUCCCCUCUGAAAGGCCAUGAGAGGACGGUGCAGUAUCUGCAGCAUCUGGGCACAGAAAACCUGCAUUUGAUCUUCUCCUACUCGGUGUGGGUGCUGAGAGACUUCCCAGAGGAUGGCCUGAAGAUAUUUACCGAAGACCUCCCAGAGGUGGAGUCUCUGCCCCGAGACCGAGUGCUUGGCUUCUUAGUGGAGAAUUUUAAGGGUCUGGCUAUUCCUUAUCUGGAACAUGUCAUCCACGUUUGGGAGGAGACGGGCUCCCGGUUCCACAACUGCCUGAUCCAGCUGUACUGCGAGAAGGUUCAAGGGCUGAUGAAGGCGUACCUCCUGUCCUUUCCCGCAGGCAAACCUCCAGUUCCUGCCGGAGAGGAGGAGGGUGAGCUGGGAGAGUAUCGACGGAAGCUCCUUAUGUUCUUGGAAAUUUCCAGCUACUAUGACCCAGGCCGACUCAUCUGCGAUUUUCCUUUUGAUGGCCUCUUAGAAGAGCGCGCUCUCCUGCUGGGACGCAUGGGGAAACACGAGCAGGCUCUCUUCAUCUAUGUCCACAUCCUGAAGGACACGAAGAUGGCCGAGGAGUACUGCCACAAGCAUUACGACCAGAACAAAGAUGGCAACAAAGAUGUGUAUCUGUCCCUGCUCCGGAUGUACCUGUCGCCCCCCAGCGUUCACUGCCUGGGGCCAAUCAAGCUGGAACUGCUAGAGCCUCAAGCCAACCUCCAGGCGGCCCUGCAGGUCCUCGAGCUGCACCACAGCAAACUGGACACCACGAAGGCCCUCAACCUUCUGCCAGCAAACACUCAGAUUAAUGACAUACGCAUCUUCCUGGAAAAAGUCUUAGAGGAAAAUGCGCAGAAGAAACGGUUCAACCAGGUGCUCAAGAACCUUCUCCAUGCUGAGUUCCUGCGGGUCCAGGAAGAGCGGAUUUUACACCAGCAGGUGAAAUGCAUCAUCACGGAGGAGAAGGUGUGCAUGGUGUGUAAGAAGAAGAUUGGGAACAGUGCAUUUGCAAGAUACCCCAAUGGAGUGGUGGUGCACUACUUCUGUUCCAAAGAGGUGAACCCGGCAGACACCUGAGCCCAGCGUGCCCAGGACUCAGCAGAUGGACAGCUUGGCCAUCCCAGCGUGGGAAAGGAGCACCGGCCUUAGGACUCGGGGGCUGCUGCCACCAGCAAGGUCUCCACAUUUGGACACUACUGGCUACCUGGUGCCCUGGAACAUCUCUGAAUUAAUCUGACUCGUGGUCUGGUGUCGCCGGCUUUUUAAUAGAAAAAGAGAUUAGUUAAUACUUUAUAUGCCGUUAUGUUGCAGGCAGUUCCAGAGAAUGUAAUGCCUGCUUGAACUGGAGGAGGUGGCAGUGGGCGCGCCUUGCCUUUGCAUACCCGUCACCUGAGUAAGGACCAUGUGGAGCCUCUGUAGCCCCAGGCUUGUUACUCAGCUUUCUAUAAGACGUGUGCAGGACUUCCCCGGGAGCCCUGGGCCUGGCUGCUGGAGCCCUAGAGAAGGGAGCAAUUCCAGAGCUCCUCUAGCUGCAAAGGCUGAGUGUCGUCCUGUAGGAAAUGACAGUCCUUGGCCCAUGGGCACCGCACCCCGUGUGCCCCCAGGAGCCUCCCCACUCAUCUCUUUACUUUUUGGUCUCCUUUUCUUUCUGUUUUCUCCCUUUAUCUUUCCCCUCACUGUUCUACUCAGGCUUUCUUCCCCAUUUUUCUGACAUCGGGAGUAACUAAUAUUUAAUUAAGGCAAAGAGAGAAGCAAGAGGAAGCCCAUCUUCUAGUGGUACAUUGAUAACUGACUGUCAGGUGUCUUGUAAAUAGGUCCCCCUGGGACCCUACGCUCUCCCUGGAACCUUAGGAAAGCAUCGUUCUGGGCGGAGGACAGGCCUUGCGCACCUCCCUCAGGGCCGAGUGUGACAGCAGCUCUGAGGA
This is a messenger RNA of Phyllostomus discolor (pale spear-nosed bat), 3667 nucleotides long. RefSeq names its product VPS39 subunit of HOPS complex (gene VPS39). The transcript is spliced from 26 exons. Lineage: Eukaryota; Metazoa; Chordata; Mammalia; Chiroptera; Phyllostomidae. Gene Ontology annotation, cellular component: cytoplasm; membrane. Gene Ontology annotation, biological process: endosomal vesicle fusion; autophagy; intracellular protein transport. The record is from RefSeq and is a predicted model, not a curated record. Gene Ontology annotation, molecular function: protein binding. The coding region runs from base 159 to 2819 and encodes 886 amino acids.